Molecule: messenger RNA, 1713 nt
Organism: Aureobasidium subglaciale EXF-2481
Lineage: Eukaryota; Fungi; Ascomycota; Dothideomycetes; Dothideales; Saccotheciaceae
Exons: 4
Coding region: 1-1713 (570 amino acids)
Source: RefSeq, a predicted model, not a curated record
AUGAGAGCUUCUCUUUCGUUUCUCAUUGCACUUGUAUUGUCCAGUCAUGUCCAUGCCCGAGGGCUGAAACCUCGUCAGACAUCAGGAGCGACCUUCAUAUCGCCUUCGUCUGCUCCAGGUACAAACAGUUCCGGCGAACGCAUCCUGCACCACACAGACGUACUACAUCAACACACGCACCACAUCGAGCUCCCAGUCCCCUCCUUGCAACUCCUCGACCUCUUCCGCGCCUCGAGCCUCGACCUCUUGCACUGUCCUUUACCCCAAUACGACUUCGUCAAGUGCCCCGUGCUCGACUUCCUCUUCUUCCAGCUCCGUUUGCUCGACCUCCUCUUCCUCGAGCACCCCAUGCUCGACCUCCUCGUCGUCUACGCCUUGCUCGAGCUCUUCCACAAGCACUCCGUGCUCGACUUCUUCCUCUUCUCCGCCGUGCUCGAGCUCUUCUUCUUCAACGAGCUCGUGCUCGAGUUCCUCGUCAUCCACUCCAUGCCCAAGCUCGAAGACAUCGCAUACCUCACACGUAAUGACUCUUCAUCCCACUCGAUCAUCUCGGCCCUAUCCCUGGACGACUGUAACCUCGGUCAUCAGCUCCACGGUCUUGGUGGGCUGUCCGAGCUCGACUCACUCCUCCGUCGUUUGUCAGAAGAGCGACAUGACCUCGAGCACAUACAAGUAGUGACUGCCAGUUGCAAUUCUUGCAUUGGCGGAAGCUCAAGCACUUGGUUCUACGUCACUUCAACCAGUUCCGGGCCGUGUUUGAGUGCUUCCAAGACAGCUUCUAUGGUCGUGUCUUCUGCGAAGCCCACUGCACCCAUUAUUGCGACCGUGGUCACUGUUGACGUGUCGAAGCCUCCUCGAACAAGCACUCAAACGGUGACUUCUACUCAGAAGGUGGUGAAGGAAAGUUCUGUCCUCACUAUUCCUAUCGCAUCGGCCAAGACAAUCGCUACUGUUGUGGAGUCUGCGGCGUCGCCCUCUCGCAACAUGGACUUCCCGUCUGUCAGCACUGUGGUGGUGGUCUCGCCUUCUGCUUCAAUGAACAUCCCAUCUGUUGGAGCCGUGGUGGUGGUCCCACCCCCUGCUUCAGUGAACACGCAGACGACGGUCACGAUUCCGAUCUCCAAGAUACUUACCACAUGCCCCUGUACUACGCCCUUAGUACAGCCUCCUGCAUCAUCACCAAAGUCACCAGACGUUCCUGCCACCUUGAUGGCAUCUCCUCCGGCCGCUCCUACUACGGUCGUAUCAAUACCAGCAUCCUCACCAGUCUCGCCAGCCACACCGAGUUCAAACUCUCCUCCAGCACAGAUGUCGCCUCCGGGACAGAUGCCACCUCCAUCUACGGCGCCUCUUGGCCCACCCUCGUCACCUGUCAUUAUGCCCCCUCAGAACAGCUCGCCCCCUCAGAACAGCGUCCCACCUGGUAACGAUAUGCCGCCACAAGGUAGCGCUCCUCCAGCUGCACCAGCUUCUCCAGCUCCUCCACAGAGUGGCCCACCCGAGCAGCCUAGUUCUCCUCCAAAGACCAACUCUCCACCUGCAGUAAAGACCAACACUCCUCCGGGUACUACUCCCAGCGUUCCUGCCACAAAGCCGAGCAUGCCGCCCGCCACUGACACAAACAUGUCUUCGGGCACCGUCCAAAGUGUCAAGAUUUCCGUGCUGACCUUCAUGGCGCCUGUUGCUGUAGCUGUUGCAGGGAUGCUCCUGUAG